This is a messenger RNA of Gongylonema pulchrum, 171 nucleotides long. The record is from the annotation of a GenBank genome assembly. Lineage: Eukaryota; Metazoa; Nematoda; Chromadorea; Rhabditida; Gongylonematidae.
UUGUUCCCGUCAGCGAAUCAAACGGAUCCGGUGAUUAUUUGGCUUGGUGAUGGUCCAGCGUGCAGCGCACUUUAUGAUGCAGUGAACAACAUCGGCCUGUAUCGGAUCGACCCAAGCGGAAUGUUGCUUUAUGAAAAUCCGUACUCUUGGGAUCAUGUGAGUGAUUCAUAA